ACUCAUCGUUCGGUAUUUGUUUAUUUUCUUUGUUAUGAUUUUACAUAGGAAUUGUAAAGUUAAAUUAUAGAAUUUUAUUGUAAAUUAGUAGUAUUUAGCUAAUAAUAAAUCCUACAUUAUUUAGAUGGAAACUGUAUUUUACAUUUAGUUGAAUACAAUCAUAACAUUAUGCAUACGUGAUAUUUUGUAUGUUUUGUAAACAUACCCCCCAUAGGACAGUCUCCUCAAAAGCGGCUGUUGAUAUUUUUGUAGUAUGCUAAUAGCUGGAAUAGACGACAUGCUACAUUUUGGACUUCUUCUAUCGUUAAUUUUACGGUGGGCUGUAUCUCGCUUCUCAUAUUCAGGGUCUGGUAAACCACCCAUGUAUGGUGAUUAUGAGGCACAGAGACAUUGGAUGGAAAUAACCGUGAAUCUUCCUGUACAAGAAUGGUACAAAAAUUCUUCCAAUAAUGAUUUGCAAUAUUGGGGAUUAGAUUAUCCACCUUUAACAGCCUAUCAUAGUAUGCUUUGUGGUUAUGUUGCUAGAUGGAUAAAUCCUGAUUGGGUUGCAUUAAAUAGUUCCAGAGGAUAUGAGGGUUAUUAUCAUAAAAUAUUCAUGAGGUCCACUGUUUUGGCUGCUGAUCUUCUAUUUUAUCUUCCUAUAAUAUUCUACUGGAUUACAAUAAGGCAACCUCAUAAUCUAAGGGAUAAAGCUAUUCUGGUUGGACUGUGCCUUUUAUAUCCUGGACUAAUACUUAUCGAUCAUGGACAUUUUCAAUACAACUCUGUUAGCUUGGGAUUUACUGCCACAGCAAUUCUGUUUUUAAUGUGGAGAUAUGAUUUAGUUGGGGCAGCUUUCUUUACUCUCGCAUUACAUUAUAAGCAGAUGUCUCUCUAUUAUGCACUUCCCUUUUUCUGCUACUUACUAGGCAGAUGCUUACAACUCCCUUUUAAAGAAAGAAUUAAAAAACUAAUUCGACUGAGCUCGGUUGUCAUAGUGACAACAGCUGUGUGUUGGUUUCCAUUUCUGAUGAGCUUGGAAAGUACUUCAGCUGUCAUACAACGAAUAUUUCCACUCGACAGAGGCAUUUAUGAAGACAAAGUGGCUAAUUUUUGGUACAUGUUAUCAGUAUUGGUAAAACUGAAGGAAGUUUUCCCAUCUUCUAAACUUGCUGUUCUUAGUGCACUUUCUACGUUGUUAGUUGUUUUGCCUUCCUGCGUAAAUCUAUUAAAGAAUCCUAAGAUGCAUACAUUUAGACUUGCUUUAGUCAAUAGUUCCUUGACAUUUUUCUUAUUUUCUUACCAAGUUCAUGAGAAAAGUAUCUUAUUCCCUGCAUUGCCUGUCAUGCUGUUAUUUGAAGAUCAUCCAUUGCUUUGUACCUGGUUUGCAUACAUAUCAACAUAUAGUCUAGUUCCUCUCCUUGCCAAAGAUGGCUUGAUAGUGCCAUUCAUAGCUUUAAGUAUCCUAUUCCUUAUUGGUGCCAUACGAGCAUACGAGGAUUUACUUCUUUCUUUCAAGAGCCAAAAAUCAACCAUUGCUAGUCUGAGCUUCCUGGUAUCCAUUUUCGGAAGUGCAAUACUGGUGUUUGCCAUGUACUCUGUGAAGCAGCCUGCCAGAUAUCCUCAUCUUCAUGUCUUACUGAAUUGCGUUUAUUCAGGAGUACAUUUUAUUGGGUUUUUACUGUACUUCAACUAUUUGCAAUUUACUGAGAAACCAUAUGAUUUAUAUUAUCCAAAGAUUCGGGACCGUAAAUUUGAUUAGAUGAAAUUAAAAAUUAUUGCACUUCAAAUCAUCACAAUUUAUAUUAUCCAAAGAUUCGGGACCGUAAUUUCAUUAGAUAAAAUAAAAAACUAUUGCACUUCAAAUCAUCACAAUUUAUACUAUCCAAAGAUUUGGGACCGUAAAUUUGAUUAGAUGAAAUUAAAAAUUAUUGCACUUCAAAUCAUCACAAUUUAUAUUAUCCAAAAAUUCGAGACCGUAAUUUGAUUAGAUAAAAUAAAAAACUAUUGCACUUCAAAUCAUCACAAUUUAUACUAUCCAAAGAUUUGGGACCGUAAAUUUGAUUAGAUGAAAUUAAAAAUUAUUGCACUUCAAAUCAUCACAAUUUAUACUAUCCAAAGAUUCGGGACCGUAAGUUUGAUUACAUGAAAUUAAAAUUUAUUGCACUUCAAAUCAUCACAAUUUAUAUUAUCCAAAGAUUCGGAACCGUAAAUUUGAUUAGAUGAAAUUAAAAAUUAUUCCACUUCAAAUCACCAUAAAGAUUUGUUUUUUUUUUUCAUUUGUGUAAAAUUUAAUAAAUUAUUUUUCAUUCUUUAAGAUUUGAGUUUGUGCAUAUUGUGUUGCUUCUAUAAAAGAUCAAAAACUAUUAUAUGUGAAUAAGUGCAAUUUUUUGUCAUAUCGGAUAAUCGGUUUGAAAUGAAAAAUUAUUGCAUUUCAAAUCAUCACAAUUUAUAUUAUCCAAAGAUUCAGGACUGUAAAUUUGAUUAGAUGAAAUUAAAAAUUAUUCCACUUCAAAUCAUCAUAAUGUUUAUUUUUUUUUUCUUUUUCAUUUGUGUAAUAUUUAAUAAAUUAUUUUUCAUUCUUUAAAAUUUGAGUUUGUGCAUAUUGUGUUACUUCUAUAAAAGAUCAAAAACUAUUAUAUGUGAAUAAGUGCAAUUUUUUGUCAUAUUGGUUUUUUAUAGAGCGUUAAAAGAUUUUUAGUAGCAUUGUAAUUGUUUGAAAAAUUCAAUACUUUGUCAUGAAAUUUAUGCUGUUGUAAUAUGUUUAAGGUUACCUUUGCCAGACUCAUUCAAAUAUCUCUAAUUUAGUGUUUAUGUCUAGAAUCUCCUAUCUACAUGAUAUCAGUAUUUUAAGAUAAAAUUGAUUUUUUGUUAGUAAGUACUAGAAGUAUUUUAUAGAAGGUUGUAAAGAUAUCCACCGAUUUGCCUUUUUUGAUAUCAUAUAUUAUUUUCUGAAAAACGUCAUAUAUUUUUUAUAUUUAUACAUUUGCUUGGUGCUAUUGUGUAGAAAUUUAAUAUUGCUGUUAAAAGUUUAUUGCAUGUUGCUGAAAAUGAAUUAUUUAUGCCAUAAUUUAUUGCAAUGAAGAGGUAUUAAAAUAAAUGAAUUUUAAAUAUAGAUAUAUAGUGCUUUAGUGCCUGCUAAAUUGUAUUGCUGUUAAAAGUUUAUUUCUUGUUGCUGAAAGUAAAUUAUUUAUGCCAUAAUUUAUUGCAAUGAAGAUGUAUUAAAAUAAAUGAAUUUUAUAUAUAGUGCUUUAGUGCCUGCUAAAUUGUAUGCAAUGCCUUAAAUUAUACUUUUAUUUAUAUAAUUAUAUAUAUAAUUACUGAAAUUUUUACUGAGUCUUAUGUUUUAUGUACCAAGUGUUUUAAAAUAAAAUGCUAGUAAUUUUCAAGAAUAUUAACAUUGUUAUUUUUGUACAAAAUGUUUGAAAUAAUUUAAUAAUCAGAUGAAUUUUUUCAAUACUUGAUUCAACCUGUUGUAUGUAUUAUUUACGAAUUCCGCAUCAUGAUUUGUAUGAACACUAUUUACAAGUCACAUAAACAAAUUUAUAUAAAUUUGAGUUAUUAAUUUCUUCUUGCAAUUUGUAGAAACAGUAACAAGAUUAACGAAGCACAUACCACAAAUCGUUUUUAUUAGUAUUAAACUGAUUUCACAUUAUGCUUCAUAUUCACUUGAUUUAAAUGCAAAUCUGCCAAUGCAAUUUCUAUUCAUGAUGGUUGCUCUUACGCAUUUUGAUUUUUAUUGACAUUAUUUUAAAAUUAGUUUUAUAAUCAUCAACCUGCUCAUUAAAUAAACAAUUGAAGUGUCAUUAAUAAAUUUCAAUUUUUUUGUUUGUUUCUGACCAAUCACAUGUAUGCUUAUUGUUUUUUUUAAUUCAUAAUAAACUAAUUAUUUUUUAGCAAUUUUUUGAGCUGUGCAAGGUGCAUGUGAUGCUCUUUUUAGACAGUCUUAGUAUAAGUUACAACGAAGUACAAUGCUUUUUAUUAAAAUUAUUCUAGCAUUUUGUUUAAACACAUUGUGAGUUCUGUUUGUUAAUAUAUUUAUAUGAUAUGUUUCUGUUUGUUAAUAUAUUUAUGUAACUCAUUGUGUUUAUAUAAUAUACAGGGUAUCCGUGCACAUGGAAUGUCAUGAUUUUAACUAUUUUUUUGAAAAGUUCACGGAAUGUCAUGGAUUUAGGUCGCCGAAAAAUCUAAUUUUUAAAAUGGAACCCCCCC
Parasteatoda tepidariorum (common house spider) is the source of this 4191-nucleotide messenger RNA. RefSeq names its product ALG6 alpha-1,3-glucosyltransferase garnysstan (gene gny). Gene Ontology annotation, molecular function: dolichyl pyrophosphate Man9GlcNAc2 alpha-1,3-glucosyltransferase activity. The record is from RefSeq and is a predicted model, not a curated record. Gene Ontology annotation, biological process: dolichol-linked oligosaccharide biosynthetic process; protein N-linked glycosylation. Gene Ontology annotation, cellular component: endoplasmic reticulum membrane. NCBI's taxonomy places the organism in Eukaryota, Metazoa, Arthropoda, Arachnida, Araneae, Theridiidae.